AUUUUCAUUAUUGUUUUAUAAAAGAAGUAAAUUAGAUUUGAACUGAAUCGUCCUAUAUAAGCCAACGCAACUGCACUUGCAAAAUUCAGAACUAUUGAAUUACGAUACAGUCACCACAAACUUGAUUACUGACAUAAUGAGAGUCCACACACUAACAGCAAUUAUUGCACUUGCUGCCACUGUGAUGGCUCAAGGCCCUACUGCAAGCCCCACACCAACACCGUUAGUAUCUUCUGAAGCGACAAUGCCUGCACCGUCGGCAUCAACUUCAGAGGCACCACCUGCCCCUACACCAACGGCAUCGACUUCGGAGGUAUCAACUGCCCCUACACCAACGGCAUCAACUAUGGAGGUACCGACUGCCCCUACACCAACGGCAUCAACUAUGGAGGUAUCGACUGCCCCUACACCAACGGCAUCGACUUCGGAGGUACCGGCUGACCCUACACCAACGGCAUCGACUUCGGAGGUACCGACUGCCCCUACAGCAACAGCAUCGACUUCGGAGGUACCGACUGCCCCUACACCAACGGCAUCGACUUCGGAGGUACCGACUGCCCCUACACCAACGGCAUCGACUUCGGAGUCACCAACUGCCGCAACACCAACUGCUUCUCCUACCCCAUCAGCGAGUGAGUCAACAGAACCCGUAGUAACAAUCACACCAUCUGCGACGGCCACGCCAUCUGCAUCUCCAAGUACGUCCAUGGAUGCUGCUGUAACACAAUCUGCGACUGCCACACCAUCUGCCUCACCUAGCACGUCUAUGAAUGCUGCUGUCACAUCCACCCCAACUGUCCCCGAUAGUGACUUUAUCACGUGUGCGAUUAAGGAUGUCGAAAGUCCCCUAGGCUGUGAUGAGGUUCAGGAUGACAAGUCGUGCUGUCGAUACAGUUGGAGCUGUGGAAAUCUAAACAAGUGCACCCCCUCAUUCUGUUGCAAAGAGACCAUCCCCACACCAACUCCUCAUCCUUCACCAUCCAGCACCCCCAGUUACGAGCCAGUCGAUAAUUACAUCAACUGUGCUGUGAAGAAGUCAGAGGGUGGCUUUAAAUGCAGCGGAGAUGAGGUGGUAGACAAAAAGAAGGAGUGCUGUCGAUGGUCCGAUGAAUGUGGCAACUUGAAGAAGUGUACCGAGGAUUACUGUUGCACUGACGAUACUUAUUACCCUAAGCCAUCACCUUCUGCCAAACCUCAAGACUACAGUAUCAAGUGCAAGGAGAAGCACGGUAUCUAUUGCUCUGUAGGCUCUGAGUUAGAUGAUGACAAGAAGUGCUGUGAGUAUCCCGGCGCAUGCGGAGAUCUUAAAAGUUGUAAAUCAGACUACUGCUGUACCGAAUCUGGCCCACUACCACCACCAGAUACCGUGGGAGCCUGUGAUUGUGAUGGAGCAGUAAUCGACAAGGUUUGUUACUCGUCGCUAGAGGCGGCUAUCGAAGCUGCAUCGAAUGGUGACAUCGUCUACGUUGGUGGUGAUAUCGAGGUAGACGCGCCUAUUCAAUUUACACAAAGUCUGUCCUUCAGCGGUGUGCUUUGUGAUGACGAGCGGGCUCAGAUUAUCGCUACUUUCGAUGAAGUCGAUGGAGCUAUUUUCGAGGCUGUGAAUGAGGAUGAACAAGAAGUGAACUUCCUGCACCUGGCUAUCACCAGCGAGGAUGACAACUCGGCUGCUGCGUUUCACUCUCUUGGCAGUGUCACUGACGCCCCUAACCAAGGAGUGACCAUGAACUUGACGAAUGUUUGGAUUCAUGACAUGUACAGUCAAAGACCUGGUGUAGGUAUUUUUAUCGGAACAUCCAAGGGAUUGACUGUUGACGAUAACUGUUAUUUCUACAGCUUAACCAUGAGCACAACCGAGAUGGAUAUGUAUGCAGGUGGAGCUGCUAUUGCUGUUGUCUAUCUACCCGAGGGCAGUGAGAUCCGCAUCGCCGGUUCUUUUAAGGACAACAGUGCGUUCUACCCCGAGGCAUCAUUGCACAGCGGAGGUGGUGCCAUUUACAUGGACUACAUGGAGGGAGAUGUUACGUUCACAGCUGCCUUCGAGAACAACUCAGCCAAUCAGGGUGGAGCCGUCAAUGUGCAGGGAGUGCUUGGUAAUAUGAUUGUGGAUGGUUACUACUCUGAGAAUCACGCUAUCGAUGAUGGAUACGGUUCACGAGCUGGUGCAUUUCGAGUGCUCGAGAUCGAGUCCUCAGGAAGUGUUAUCUUCAACGGCUCUUUUGUUGGCAACACUGCUCAAGGACGUGGAGGUGCCAUUGCCACUAACAUACACAGGUCAGGUAGCAAGAUGUACUUGGAUGGCAUCUUCCAGAACAACGUAGCAUCGACUGUCGGUGGAGUGUGGAGUAUGUGGUCUAGCACCCAAUUGAAUGGUAUGGUCCAACUCGACGGCGACAGCAUCUUCGAAGGUAAUUUGGCUGUGUAUGAUGAUUCCGCUUCAGGAAUCUACGAUAUCUCUCAAGGGGGUGAGACAGAUAAGCUGGCUGAAGACGAGUGGUUCGGUCGCACAAUCACCAUCAACUAG
Sphaeroforma arctica JP610 is the source of this 2524-nucleotide messenger RNA. RefSeq lists its product as hypothetical. The coding region runs from base 137 to 2524 and encodes 795 amino acids. NCBI's taxonomy places the organism in Eukaryota, Ichthyosporea, Ichthyophonida. The record is from RefSeq and is a predicted model, not a curated record. The transcript has a single exon.